GAAGCUUUCGACGCAUGCGCAUUGUAGAACCAGGAAGUGCUCUCCAAACCGGAGCAGAGCUAACUCUGAGUGGAUUCCGGGAAUUUCAUCCAAAUAAAGACGAUGCAGCUUCACUUUACUAAAGAUGUUUUACCCGACUCUGUCAGCACCGACUUCCAGAACCUGAACAAGUUUAAUGAGCAGGUAAAAACGGCAGGUUUGUUGGUGUUUAUUCCGCCGAAGGUUCAGGGAGAGAGGUCCGGGAGAACCUCAGGAAGUUUACAGAUGGAGUUUUACUCUCCGGGUUUCUAAUAUAACUACUGUUAUACUGACCUGGAUUCACAGGCUGUGGUCUUGUGAGUUUAAGGGAUUUAUCAGCUCGUUAUUCGGAGUAAAGACACAGGUGUUGAGGGCAGGUGAGGGUCAUGUGACAGCAGCAGGUAGGAAUGAGAGAGACCGAAGAGAAAGUCCAACAAAGACUUUCAGAGAUGCAGAAGUGUCUGAAUUAACCCUCAAGUCACGUUGGGGCUUUUUUAUAAGGUCAACAUGUGCUGUGUAGGGGAGACCGGGGUAAGUAGAUCCACCCCCUGUCACUUGGAAAUGGUCAAAGAAAUUGAUCAUGUGACCAAAUACUUCAUCAAUUCAUGGAGUCAGUGAAGGUUAGAAGCUCAUGAGUGAAUAAGGGGUUAGACAUUUAUUUACAAAACCAAAAAAAACAUUUUUCACUCUGUAAAGUGAAUUUAGUCCGUCAUCAGUUUGAUAAGAAUUAUGUUCAGACCAAAAAAGAUCAUUUUUAAUAGAGAGAUAAAAAUCAUAAUGGAAAAGAUUGUUUCCAAAUCAGUUUCAUUGGACCCUAAGCUUUUCUUUUUUGGCCUUUAUCCAGAGAAACAUAACUACAGUAAGUAUGAAAAAGCAUUUAUAGAUCUAAGUUUAUUCAAUGCCAAAAAAUGUCUGCAUUACUCUGGAAAAAGAACCAUCAACCAAGUACCAGUCAGUGGGUAAAACAAAUGUUGUCAAGCUGGAAAGAAUUAUUUAUUUAUUUAUUUUUGAAUAUUUUCUCUGUUCUGUUACUCUCUGAAUACCUGUAGCCUCUCAUUAUCAUUACCAUUAUGUCACAGUUCCUUACAUUUGGUUCAUAAUCUGUCCUAUAACAAGAGAAGCGUAUUGUUCGUUUUGUGUUUUUAUCGUGAGUCUUUUGUUUUGCGAUGUGUUUUUGCUAAACUUGGCAGCUAAUCUGUGAGAAAUGACAUGUAGACAGGGCUAGGCCAGGCGUGUCACGAUGGUUUGUACUGUGAUCGUCUUACGCUGCUACAAAACUCAAAUAAAGAUAUCGUGGUAAAAAAAAAGAAUGAUUGUACCAGUCGAAUAAAAAUAUCUGCAGAUACAGGAGUUAGAGACAAAACUAGGAUUGACUUGAUGUUGUGAUCCCAAACAUGAGAAAUGGAUAAUCUGACCCCACUCUCCCCUAAUGAUAUAAAAAGAGCUCCUCAGUCAAAAGAAGCUGAGCUCCUGUGUGUCGAAUCUUAUCUUAUCCCAGUUUGUCUAAUUUUGUCUUGUUUUGUAGUUUAAUCUCAUCUUGCUGUUUUAUCUCGUCCUGUCUCAUCUGUUUCAUCUUUUUGGUUUGUUUUAUUUCAUAUCAAUACAGUAAAUGAUUAUAUAUUUUUAUAUUAAACCUGAUAAAUACAGAAAAGAACACUUAAAACACAGAUAUCCAUCUCUCAGAUCUGCGUGUGUUUUUAGCAGCAAAGGUCGAUGAUAUUUUUCUGUCUUUUUUUCAGCAAUUUCUUCGUCUGGUUGAAAUCCUGUUCCAGUUCUUGCUGGAGCCUAAAGAGGUAAAUGAGUUCAGACCCCCCCCUUACACACACACACACACACACACACGCACACACACACACACACACACACUGAAUUUUGAUGUUAACAGACUUUGGACUCAGUGAUUAGCCUUGAUAACUGAACCGAAGUAAAAUAUCGCCUGUCCCUUUGUGUAUCUGUGCAAAUUAAUGCAUACCUCUGUUUGUUUGUGUGUGUGUGCGUGUUCCUGUGUGUGUGUGUGUGUGUUCCUGUGUGUGUGUGUGUGUGUGUGUGUGUGUCCCUGUGUGUGCACAGACAGAGAGGUUCAUGGAGCAGCUGAGUGAGUUUGCAGGGGAACAUGGCAUGAGUGCUGGUCCUCUGAGGAACCUGAUGAAGAGCGUCCUCCUGGUGCCACAGGGUGAGACACAAACGCACACACACACACAUGCGCACACACACAUACACACUCUCUCACACAGGCACAUCUAUUCCCCCCCGAACAAAGACAAACAUCAUAAACUGGGGUAUUUGCAGGUGUAGGUUUGAGAUAAUGUGGCGGGACUUUCUUUGUGUCUCUCUGCAGGGAUUAUUUACUUCAGUUAGGGAUUUCCUACAUUACCCAGAACACUUUGUGUAAACCCUCAAAAAUUCACCUGAAUUCUGUGGUUCAAUUUCAUGGAGAAAGAGAUAAGACUCAGAUAAGUGCAGUAAAUCCUCACUCUGAGCAUUUACUGUCUGCAUGUUUGUCCUGAUAUCUGUGUUCAAACAAACUCAGCCUGUAAACUCUCCUGAAGAAGACGCUCCAUCACUCUUUAGUUAAAUUAACAACAGAACAGAAGCAGAUGAAUCCGAGGAGGAUUUUCCCACGAAGUUCGUCUUCGUACUCACGCCGUACCUCCAGGAAAGCUUCCGUCUCAGUGACAGUGAUUGUUUGGUGUUUCCUCCUCAGGAGCCCUGAAGAAAAACCUGACAGCCGAGCAGAUCAAAGAAGACCUCGUCGCUUUAGGUACACAUCCCAAUCCUUCACCACCGAGUCAAUCAUUAUCAAAAAGGUCAACUUUUGCAGAUACUGGGGUUAAGUAUAGCUGCUGGUGUCCUCUAAGUACAGCAUGUCAUGGAGGAGGCUUCAAAAUCUCAAAGUGUAAAAUUAUAACUCAUGUCUGUUAUUUUCUCAGGAGUAAAUGAGGACAAGGCGGCUCACUUCUCACAGCAGGUAACUUCUCAGAUUUGAUAUUUGUGAUAUUUAUGUGAGCCGAGUCCCCCAGGUUUAGUUUAGUUUAGUUUUAUUUUGGAUCCACUGUUAGUUACAACAAAAUCUGCAGCUACUCCUCUUCCUGGGGUCCUUAUCUUCUUUUCCAUUUUCAUUUUGAACUUGGACAUGUACUUACAGACAUUAAUAAUAAUAAUAAUUACUUUAUUUAUAUAGCACUUUUAAAAACAAGUUUCCAAAGUGCUUUGACAACAGUUGCAAGCACAGAACAUCAGCACAUGGAAAUAAAAACAAAUAAAAAACGAAAGCUCAGUUACAAACAAGGCCUCUGAGUUGAAGGCCAGUUUUAUUUUUCGUAAGAAACCCAGACAAUACAAGAACCUUACAACAUAAAAAAAUGAGACCAGAAUAAAAACAUAAAAUAGGUAAGAAGAAGAAUGAAAUAGAAAAGGGGGGCAGAACGCAGGAAAAAGGAUAGUAAGUAUAAAAGAAAAAGGAAAAAGGAGAAAAACACUUACAUAAGAUUCAUACUACACUUUCACACAGUAGCUCUCAUUCUCUCUUGCUUGAGGAUGAAGAAACAAAAGGGAAAAGACAAAAAAGAAAAACAGAAAACUUAUUUGAGGAAAAACAAGAAAACUUAACAGAACUCAGUUUCAUUCAUGUUCCUCCAUAUGUAAACAAAUACACCUCUAAAUGUUUGUUAAAGCAACUUCUGUUCAUUUCUGAAAUUAAAAGUUUAGGUUAUAAAUUCCAUCAUUUCUCUGUAGAGGACAGUCCUUUUUAUCGCCUCUGAUGGCCGCCUCGUACCAUACUGGUGUUAGUUUAUUAAAGAGUACAUCUUGGACUCUGUUUAUAAUACUUUUUUAGGAAUUUACAUUUUACAUUUAACCCGAUUAACUGAUUAUGCAUUAUGCUACAGUUUAGUGCUGUUCGAGCUGCUUUAUUUUGUGUUAUUUGUAGGCCUUAUAAUUUACCAUCCGAUGUUUGUUAUCUUUGGUCAGAUUCAUGAAAGCCUUGUUAUCAAACCUGAGAGGAUUUCAUGAUCGUCUGUAAGUGUGUGUUUCAGUGGGGGGAGCACUACGCAGCGCUGAGCAGACUCGCUGUGGGACAGACUCUGAUGGUGAACCAGCUGGUGGACAUGGAGUGGAAAUUCGGAGGUAGGACACAAGAGAAGCAGAUAACACGUUCAUAGUAAGUGAACCUAACCUCGGUGAACACAGAGCCUAACAGAGUCAUUAGCAUGGCUUUUGUCCUCUAAAAGCCUCAUUAGAGUCCCUCAUAGGUGGACGGCUGAUGGGUCUCUAACAGGCCUCGUUGUUUAUUCAUACGGCCUCAUGGCUUCUUUGGAGUCACAGGGAUUAGAGAUGCAAAUCUAGCAGCCAGGAGAGUCAUCCAUAUUAAACUAAAGAGGAUUGGAGAAGGAGUGGCUGGAUGUGCUGCAGUUUACCUGAUUUGACUGAUAUUGACAUGCUAAAUACCUGAAGAGGACAGUGUCUCUGCAUGUUACUGAGGAGUCGGCUGGAUCCGGUCGGGUGACUGUUAGAUUUGGUUACUUUCUACAAAAACAACAUUACAAUUCAAUUCUAUCAAACAGCUUAUGCACUCAUUAAACCCUCUCUGUCUGAUCGAUCGGUCAGUCUUUCAAAGUAAAGUCACGUCAGUGUUGAUGGUUUUUGAUACAUGAGACUGUUUUUUCCCCUAACCUUCACAGUAACUGUCGGCACCAGUGAAAUACAGAAAGUGGGAAACAUCUUCCUGCAGGUAUGAAAGUUCAGCACACAUCACAUUUACCUGAGUGACUCUACGAGGGUCUGUGUUUCAGUCCAUUAAAAACAUCUGUCUGGGUUUGCAGUUGAAACUGGUGAUCAGAAAAGGGAACUCCACUGAAAAUGUCUACAUGGGUAAGUGAAUUUAAAAUACUUAACCUGACUCCAAGUAAGAUCAGAGUUUGAUUUUUAAAGUGGAAACUUACAUGUGAUAUCAGUAACAUCAUACAGUAUAUUAGGUUUCAUAUCUAGUCAUAUCAUCUUGUUUCCUGUUGUAUCUCAUUAUAAUGUUUAAUAUUAAUUAUCAUAUCAUACUGUGUCCCAUUGUUUUGCAUCAUAUCACAUAAUACGCAACAUGUCUCAUAUUUUUGUAUUGUGUCACAAUGGAUCGUAUAUCAUUAUGUUUCCUGGCAUUUCCUAUCAUAUCCUUUCUUACUGUAUCACGUCGCACUGUAUCGUAUCGUAUUGUACUGUAUCGUAUCAUAUCACAUUGUAUCGUAUCAUAUUAUAUCAUUUCCUAUCGUAUCGUUUCCUAUUUUACUGUAUCAUAUAUCAUAUCGUAUCGUACUGUAUCGCAACGUAUCGUACGGUAUCGUAUCAUACUGUAUCAUAUGGUAUGGUAUCACAUGGUAUCGUAUUAUUUCCCAUUUUAACUUAUCACACUGUAUCUUAUUGUACUUUAUCAUAUCAUAAUAUAUCAUUUUCUAUUAUAUCAUUUCCUAUUGUACUGCAUCAUAUAGUUGCGUACUGUAUCGUAACAUAUCGCAUGGUAUCGUAUCAUACUGUAUUGUAUGGUAUUUGCUGAAUUGUUUCCUAUAUUAACUUAUCGUAUCAUAUCAUAUUGUACUUUAUCGUAUCCUUUUGUUUCCUGUGGUUCUUAUCGUAUCCUAUAGCCUUAUGUCAUUUUGUAUCAAAUCGUAUGGUUUCCUAUUUCAUCAUGUUUUUAUGUAUUAUAUCAUAUGGUUUGGUUGUGUAUCAGAUCGUAUUAGUUUUUUGAACUCUCAGAGUCAGGAUUCUCAUGUCCUCACUGCAGGUGCCUCAUGUUCUUAAAUUCUCCUAAAAGCUUUUAAACUCCAUCUCAGGGUACUUUCCUCUGUUGAUCAGGCUCCAUUAAACCUUUGGUAGACACGUUCUGGUUUCUCGCUGGCAGAAUGAAGAGGCAACGCUGCACCCUUUAAUGAUCCAAAGUUAAUGCAGAAUGAUUGACGGCUUCCCCUCAGGUGUGGGCUGGACCUAAUCACUCUGUCUCUCUCUCGAGAGAGAGAAGAUGUGAAGAUCAAUCAAAAUGCUGCGUGUUUUGUUUGGCACUCGAAAUAUUUUUGUGCACUCAUGGUUUGGAUUAGGAGGAGUGACGGAGACGUGUUAUACGACCGAAUGAAUGGCAUAAAUUGACAAGAUGGGUAGGUAAUGAUGUUAAAGGUACUGGUUAGGUAUUAAACGGCUCACUUUGAAAACUUGGACGAGGUACCAGACUCUGGUCUGGAUCAGGUUCAUCACACGUUCAGAAUCUUCUGUUCACACUGGAGUAAAUGAAACCACAAUAAUAUUGAUCUGAGCAAAAACGAUCAUUUAUCUCACUCCUCUGUUUCCUGUUUUCUCUUACAGAGUUGACGCUCCCUCAGUUUUACAACUUCCUACACGAGAUGGAGAGAGCCAAGGCCAGCAUGGAGUGUUUCAGCUGAGUGUGUGUGUGUGCGUGUGUGCGCGUGUGUGUGUGUGUGUGUGUGUGUGUGUGUGUGUGUGUGUGUGUGAGAGUGAAAGAAUGUGUGUGUGAACAUGUCAGGAUGGAGCUGCAGGGUGUGUACGAGUGUUGCGUCAGUAUUUUGUGCGUGUGGUUCUUGAAGUGACUGAAGAAAAACACGAGACGAGUUUAAUUUACUGCAUUAAAUUUGUACUUAAAUCUACUUAAUAAAAAAAGGUAAAAAUCGUUUCAAACUUUUAAACUCUUAAUCUCCAAA
This is a messenger RNA of Xyrichtys novacula (pearly razorfish), 6710 nucleotides long. The record is from the annotation of a GenBank genome assembly. NCBI's taxonomy places the organism in Eukaryota, Metazoa, Chordata, Actinopteri, Labriformes, Labridae.